CUAGAGGAGGCGCCGGCUCUCGCCUUUCCUUCUCCACCUGCAGCGCUGUUAACCAGAGAUCAUCUGCUAUAGGAUCUUUGCUGUUAACAGCGGCAACGACAACCAACACCGGCCUCUCCUUUUCCGGGACUCGCCCUCCUGCAGCACUGUUGGUAGCAGCUGCAACCAAAGAUUAUAGAGCAGAGCAGAGCUCUAUAAUCUUUGGCAGCAACAGCAACAACAACAACAACAACAACAACAACUAGCAGCAGCAGCAACAACAACUAGCGGCGGCCUCUUCUCCGGGGACCCUGCCAUGGGGUGCUGCGGGUGCGGCGGCGAGGAGGGCUCAGAUCGACAAUGGAAGCCUCUGGAACAACGCAGCUGCACGGAUGUACUGUGGCUACUGAUAUUUAUUCUGUUCUGUGUUGGCAUGGCUAUCAUUUGUGGCUUUGCUAUAGCAUCUGGAGCUGCACAGAGGCUGGUAUUUGGUUAUGAUAGCUAUGGAAAUAUUUGUGGUCAUAAGAACACAAAAAUUGAAGACAUUGAAUUGAGCGGUAAAGACCUUACAGACAGAAAAAACGUUUUUUUCUUCGAACCAUGUAAUUGGGAUACGCUGAACUUUAAAAUCAAGUCAGUAGCGUUAUGUGUGGCUAAGUGUCCGGAUAUGGAUCUUAACUCACUCGAGGAUGUUCGCAAUUUUGCCAAUAAUAAUGGUUCUUAUCUGUGCAAAUAUAAUCUGAAAGUAACUGAGUACACAACACAACAUUUCAAGUCGUGCCCCAAGCUUCCUGUUAAAUCGAGUAAACCUAUUCCAUUCUUCCAUCGUUGUGUCCCAAUGGAUAGUGGCUGCAAAAAUAUUAAGGCCCUGGCCACCUUCGUCAGUUACAAUAGUGUCUUGCAGAGGGUGAUUACUGGAGUAAUGACCAGCAAAGAAAUUAUAGUGGGACUUUGCUUAAUGUCUCUAGUUUUGUCGAUAUUGUUGAUGGUUAUAAUCAGAUACAUCUCCAAAGUGCUCAUUUGGAUCCUUGCAAUUCUCACCAUCAUUGGUUCAAUUGGUGGUACAGCUGUCCUUUGGUGGUUGUAUGCUGAUCAUAAAAAGUCACAUAAAGUAGACGACGAGGUGGCAGCAGAUAAUGUUAAAGCCUUAUUAGUGUAUGCCAUUGUAGCAACAGUAAUCACGGUAAUUUUACUGCUGUUAAUGCUAAUAAUGAGAAAGCGUGUGGCCCUUACAAUAGCCUUAUUCCAUGUGGCAGGGAAAGUGUUCACUCACAUUCCACUUCUCAUUUUUCAAUCACUCUGGACAUUCCUUGCCUUGGCAUUUUUCUGGGUCUAUUGGAUUGCAGUGCUCUUGUUACUGGCCACAGCAGGCAAUCCUGAAAAAAAAUCUAAGGAUUAUGUUGAGUUUAAGGUCUCUGGUCCUCUACAGUAUACUUGGAUUUAUCAUCUAGUUGGUCUCAUUUGGAUCAGUGAGUUCAUACUGGCCUGUCAACAGAUGACUAUAGCUGGAGCUGUAGUAACUUAUUAUUUUACCCGGGACAAGCGUAACUUGCCAGCAACGCCAAUCCUUUCUUCCAUGUGUCGGCUGGUAAAAUAUCAUCUGGGAACCGUAGCCAAGGGUUCCUUCAUCAUCACUUUGGUAAAGAUCCCACGAAUGAUCCUUGUGUAUAUUCACAGCCAGCUCAAAGGCAAGGAAAAUGCUUGUGCAAAGUGUAUGCUGAAAUCGUGCAUGUGUUGCCUCUGGUGUUUAGAAAAGUGCCUGCUCUAUCUCAAUCGGAAUGCAUAUAUAGCAUCAGCCAUAAACGGUACCAGCUUCUGCACAUCCGCCAAGGAUGCUAUCAUGAUUCUGGUGGAGAAUGCACUGAGAGUGGCAGCAAUUAAUACAGUUGGUGAUUUUGUGCUGUUACUGGGAAAGCUCCUUAUCGUAUUUAUCACAGGUUUUGUUGGUAUAAUACUACUCAACUAUCAGCGAGAUUAUACAGUGUGGGUCCUGCCACUUAUCAUUAUUUGCCUGUUUGCCUUCUUCGUGUCACAUUGCUUCUUGUCCAUUUAUGAGAUGGUGGUGGAUGUCCUUUUCCUCUGCUUUGCGGUUGACUGCAAAUACAAUGAUGGGAGUCCUGGACGAGAGUAUUACAUGGAUAAAGGUUUAAUGGAAUUCAUGGAUGAUAGCAAGAAAGCAAUGCGAUCUGCCACUGGUAAUGUGGCUGAAAUGAGAUCAAUGGCCUCUGGAGCUGGUAAAGCUUGAUUUCAGGAUAUCUGUGGAGCGCAGGCAAUACAUCACCUUUGUACCUUUGUGCAUUCCUAUUAACCACAAAAGAAGGGAGUAAAUCUUUUUUUUUUUGUUGUUUUGUUUAAUAAUGUGUUUGGAGGUUAAUUUGAUUUUAACCUUUUCUAAUUAGAAUGUUGCCAAUUUGCAGUAACAUGGAACUUGUUCAAAGCUGGGUUUAGCUGUAUGACAGAAAAUGUAUAUUAACAUGCAGAGGAAGAAUCUUAUAACCAUUUACUGCUUUGGAAAGUGACCAUUUUUGUAACAUUUUGCUUUAUAGAUAUUAUAAUCAUGCACUCAUUUUGAAUGCAGAACCUGCAGGAUAUUUUAUAUGAAAGCGGUGCUGUAGUACUUUUUAAAAUAGCAUAACGAUAUUUUAAAUAUUUGCUUCAUUUGGCUUGCGUAGCACUUUGCAGUCCUGUUGCAACAUUCCUUUGAAACUGCUAUGCUAAAAAAACUCAGGAUGAAACUGUCACCUUUCAAUAACUUGUCAGGGAAACUAUUAAACCUUGGGUUUCUAUAAAUGGAUGUAACUAAAUAUAGUAUGCGGGGAUGUUUUGCAUGCAGGAUGAAAGAUUGGUCACAGAAUGUGUAGUCUUGAAUCUGGGCUUUACUCGGCUCCUGCUGCGGGGAUCAUUCAACAGGAAGAUGAAGCACUAGAGAUCAAAACAUUUUGUUUGUUAUUUGGCCUCCACUGAGAGAGCUGACCACAACUAAGAAAGUAGAUGAGGCCCAUAGUUAUCAUUGGUGCCUCUGAGUUAGAGGUUGGGAGAAUGAUUAGUUGUCUUUUGAUUGCUGGUUGUCACCCAGAGACACAGAGGAAGGAGCUUAUGGAUGUUGGACAAGUUUAAUUGGAUGAUGUAGCUUGCCCUCAGAUGCCUGAGGAACUAAAUCCUAUCGGGUCUAGGGAAGGAAGAUUUGUAUUUAUAGUACAGCAGCAAAUUUCAUUUGGGAAAGUGCUGAACUUGCACAUUUUAUUUAUAUUGCCAUUUGGUAAAUAGAGCGAGGUAUAGCUGUGGGAGAGCUGGCAGUUUGGGGCGAUGGUGUUGGAUGUGUUGCGAGGUGGAAUGAUAGCCAUAAAGUUUGCAAUAAAGACUGGGAAUAGUGGAGAUAUUGAGGUCAUGCAGCAUCUCUGGGGAUCACUGCCUGACCUGAGUUUAUCCAAUAUUUUCCGUUAAAUGCAAAUUUGGUUUAGUGCCAGAUGACGGUUGAGCCGUUAUUAACAUCAAAUUCCAUUUACUUUAUCAUCUAAAGUGUGUUUUGUUCCCUCUUAGUUUCCAAGAUAAUAAUGCAAAAAAAAAAAGUCACAACUUAUGUUGCAACGUCCAUAACACUUGCUUGAAAUUAUCAGGUCUUUGAAUUAUAGGUUUCUUGACAUUGCCCCUAACUCAGCUGAUUAGUAAGUCUGGAGUUUAUUAGAUUGCCAGAGUCAGGUCACUGUCUGUGUGUUGUGAAUAAAAUUAUAUUACUGGCACCCUGAUAAGUUGAACCACCACUAUUAGUGUGUUGUAAGGCUUUAGCUAGGACGGGUGGUACAAAAUCCAUAGGGUCAUAUGCAUUGUGCACCUAUCUAUCCUAUAAUGUAGUGUCUCCUGCAGCAAAAUCCUAAACUUACUGAAGGACGUUAUAGUUAGCCUUGUUAAUCAUGUUCAAAAUCUGCUACUUCAUUCCUGCCAAUCCAAUCACAAUUGUCCUAUGAAUACAUCUAAUAAUUAGAAAACCAAUAAGUACUGAACAAAAUGGUGAGAAUCAUUUUGAUAGAAGAUAAGAGAUAAAGCAAAAUUAGAUGUCAUAGAAAUCCGAAACCGAUUUAAGACUGUCCAAAGAGGAGAAAAGUAUAGAAUAAAUAAAUGCAUUUGUAAUAAAUAAAGAGUCAAUUGUAAUAAAUAAAGAGUAAUAAAUAAAUACAUUUGUGGGGAAACUGGACACGCACAUGAAGAAGGUUACACUGGUAGAUUUAGACAAGGCUAUACUAGAAAGGGCUUGAAUGGAGCAUUAACAGGUUAAUUGCCUGCUUCCAUGUUGUACACCCUACGUAAUCAAAUAUACUCGGGGCUUUAUAAAGAUUUAGUUAACUUUUAGUCAUUUGCAUGUGAUUCCAAAAUUGUAUUGUAGAGCCUUUUCAAAAAGGAAGAGAUGCAACAACUGCUGCAGUGUAUUAGUGCAACUCCAAAGUGAAUUUGUAAUAACUAGAGUGUAAGGUUAUGUCAGUUUUCUUUUCUCUUCAUUUGUAUUGCUGGGAAUUGGCGUCACUUGUUGCCAUAGUAAACCAUUGAUUGUUGUUGCACUUUUGAAGCAAAAGCUGAAUGGUUGAUAAAAAUGUGUGAAACUAAAUUAUCUAUCUGUACUGUUCAUCCAUCUUUUGUGAAAUCAGAUGCCCAGUCAGUUCAUUGUGUACCCUUGAUGAAAUUUGAUUUUUUUUUUUUUUUUUUAAAUUGGUGAUAAAACCUUCGGUUUAAAGGAAGCUUCAAAACAACUUUUUAAGGGACCAAACUGAAUUGACGUCCAUGCUAACUUUUUAAUUUAAAAUUUUUAAUCUCAAAACUUGCUGACUUCAUAUGGUAGUGACUCGAGUCAAAUAAUUAUGUCUGUAGUUGGCAAAAAUUUGAAGGGUAUUUGACCUGUAUCUAGGUCCAUUGGAAGAUUUUGUACUCUGUAAGCUGUCUGGUCUACUUUCAUGGGUUCUUGCAAUUAUAAAGCCAUGAGUUUAAAACAUAGUUCAAAGUCUGUUACCAUGUUCAUUAAAACACCUGGAAUACGCUAUUGACCAAAUAGUUGGAAAAUGCUCAGGGCGAGUUCUCUUCAAUGUGCCAUUGGCAAAUCCUACAGAGAAUUGUGUUGUGUAUUUCUUGCAUUGGCUGUUGUCUGCUGUCACUAGCUACUGUGCUCCACUAACUGAGAUUUUUUUUAAUAUCAUGUAGUUGAUUCCUGAUGUAUCAUUUUUUUAACAUUUGUACAUUAAAAUUUUAAUAAAAUUGCGAUGACUUGUU
This is a messenger RNA of Leucoraja erinaceus (little skate), 5235 nucleotides long. RefSeq names its product choline transporter-like protein 1. Gene Ontology annotation, biological process: transmembrane transport. The transcript has 16 exons. Lineage: Eukaryota; Metazoa; Chordata; Chondrichthyes; Rajiformes; Rajidae. The coding region runs from base 296 to 2224 and encodes 642 amino acids. The record is from RefSeq and is a predicted model, not a curated record. Gene Ontology annotation, cellular component: membrane. Gene Ontology annotation, molecular function: transmembrane transporter activity.